This is a messenger RNA of Penaeus chinensis, 769 nucleotides long. RefSeq names its product CTP synthase-like. Gene Ontology annotation, molecular function: CTP synthase activity; identical protein binding. The coding region runs from base 317 to 769 and encodes 150 amino acids. The transcript is spliced from 5 exons. Gene Ontology annotation, biological process: CTP biosynthetic process; pyrimidine nucleobase biosynthetic process. Lineage: Eukaryota; Metazoa; Arthropoda; Malacostraca; Decapoda; Penaeidae. The record is from RefSeq and is a predicted model, not a curated record.
AGAGAGAGAGAGAGAGAGAGAGAGAGAGAGAGAGAGAGAGAGAGAGAGAGAGAGAGAGAGAGAGAGAGAGAGAGAGAGAGAGAGAGAGUAUUCUGUGUGGCCUGGGGUGUUUUCCCUAACUCGCCCUAUGCCUGGCAGUGCCUUCCCCAGCCAGUCAGUAUCUAUGGGGUUAAGGACGCCAUCGGCCAGAGUCCAAGUGUGGAAUUGUCUCUCCCAAAGAUGGCCUUUUUCUGCUUUUUUUCGACCCUUGAUCGGCUAUUCGUUGCCUCUUAAUUAAGCCUUUGUGUGGCGGCGUCCACUUGAUUAUUAAUGAGAAAUGGAGGAAAGACAAAAGUCAGAGAAAACCUGUGAUGAAAAUAGAGGAGAAUCCCGCAAGGAAGCCUGGAAAGCCGCUCCAAGAGGGAGACCAAAUCUGUCCAGCACCAUGCUACGAGGAUGUCAAAGCCGCUGGGGGUUAAAAGAGAUACACCAAGACACAGAAAAAUUUCAUAGCGAGGUGUUUGUGCUGGAUGACGGUGGAGAGGUGGAUCUCGACCUGGGUGAUUUUGAGCAGUACCCUGACAUCACGCUGGACAGUGAAAGCAACAUAACAACAGGCAAGAUCUACCAGUCGGUCAUCAACAGAGAGAGGUGUGGGGACUACCUAGGGAAGACUAUUCAGAAGAACGAGGAGACACAGGACAAGUUGAAAGUAAAAAGAAGCGGGAAAGAUGUUAGAGAGUUCAGUUUCUCAAACAGAGCUAUUGAAACAAUGAAGUCUCCCAAAUAA